UCUCUUGUUUACAGCCCUAGACCACUGCUGUCUGGCAGCCCCACAGAGGGCCCCCUGGGCAUGCGGACAGGGAGCAUCUCCUCCCCUCACUGCCUUCACAGCACCCCUCCACAGUGGGACCCCACGAAAGACCUGCGCACCAUCGCCAACAACUUCUUCUACCUUGAUACCUCAGGUAAUGCAAAUGGAAUAUUCAAACUGUGAACUCAGUCCAACAGGCUCCCUGAAACCCUGUCAUUGUUUCUUGUUUUAAUGUUUUUCGUAAAACAAGAGCUACUUGCGUUUCAAUUCCUCCAGCUGACUGUUUACUACAGGAUUAUUACUCAAAUCUAAACCAUUGAAUAAAUUAAUAACCUUUGAUCUAUCUCUCUCUGCAGGCUGGUACUGGGGAGCCAUCACAGCAGGUCAGGCCCAUGCAGUUCUCCAGGCAGCGUCAGAAGGGGCCUUUCUGAUUCGAGACAGCAGCCAUCCCCUGUACAUGCUGACCCUGUCUGUUAGGACUGCCCGUGGCCCCACCAGCAUACGCAUCCAGUAUAGUGGAGCCCGGUUUCUGCUAGACUCCAGCUCGCCAGCCCGACCCAGCCUUUUGUCCUUUCCUGACGUGCCUAGCAUGGUGCAGUACUACGUGGGAACAACGAGUAAGGUGCAGCAGGGCAAGAUGGAGGAGACUCAUGGCGCCCAGCCUGCCCAGAGGACAGUUCAGGAGAGCACAGUAGUGCUGAAGCUCAAGCGGGCUGUGCACAAGCCCCAGGCCUUCCCCUCCCUCCAGCACCUCACACGCCUCACCAUCAACUGCAGCACAUGCUGUCCCGACCAGUUGCCACUACCACGCCCACUGGUGCGCUACCUGCAGGACUACCCCUACCAUGUGUGA
This is a messenger RNA of Coregonus sp. 'balchen', 874 nucleotides long. The record is from the annotation of a GenBank genome assembly. Lineage: Eukaryota; Metazoa; Chordata; Actinopteri; Salmoniformes; Salmonidae.